This is a messenger RNA of Culex quinquefasciatus (southern house mosquito), 2434 nucleotides long. It is a transcript of the gene spz3, whose product is annotated as protein spaetzle 3. Gene Ontology annotation, cellular component: extracellular region. Gene Ontology annotation, molecular function: growth factor activity; Toll binding. The record is from RefSeq and is a predicted model, not a curated record. Lineage: Eukaryota; Metazoa; Arthropoda; Insecta; Diptera; Culicidae. Gene Ontology annotation, biological process: innate immune response; central nervous system formation; regulation of Toll signaling pathway.
ACGUUCAGUUUGUUCCGUGCGCUAGCCGAGCUAGCACCUCCGAGUCCGGGUUGUCCGUAGUCGUUCACAGUGUCGAUUGUAUAUUGCAGCUGACGGAAGAGUUCGAGAGCAGUCGUGGGAUCGUUGAGUUCAGCGCGAUGUUUGCGGCAGUGGAAGCUUCGCCAAGGAAGAGUGCAAUAAUUCGUGUCAUUUGAUGUGGCACAGUGCAAUUGGACAGUGAAUGAAGCAAUAAAACCUAUUAGUGAUUGGGGUUGAGUGAGAAAAAGGAAAAAAGAAGAGGAAGAUGGCCCUAGUAAACUACACACUGCCAUUUGGUAGCAUACAGGCUCCGGCUUGGGCUACUGUCAGUCCGAUCCAUAGUCAGCAUGCUUCUGCCGUGAACAAUCUGCUUUACGGACCAGCUGGUCACCAGGAGGCGGACGCUAAUGAUCAUGAGUUCUACAAAAAUAGUCCCUAUUCGCCGCCGCAGCAGCAGCAACAGCAGCAGUCGAAACCUCCUCAGCAGAGUUCUCAACAGUAUCGGCAAGCCCCCAGAAACAACUACUUGCCCCCUCCGCAAACCUACCCGCAGCAAAAUACGCAGAGGCAACAGCAACCCGCCUACCAGCAACCUCAACAAUCUCCGAGAACCUACGGGGAGGGUUCGUACUCCCAAGUUCCUUCACGAGCCGGUGGCAAUCAGCAGCAACAGCCACCGCCACCCCAGCAGAACAACGGGUUCUACAAUCCGAGCUACAACCAGCAGCAACCUCCGGUGAACUACAACGUUCCGCAGUCACCUCCGCAGAACACCUACCGGAACAACCCACCACAGCAGGUUCCCCAGCAGCCACCACCCGCGUCGAACCGAGUUCCACCUCCACCGAUCAACAGUGGCCGCGGCAUCAGCAGCACUUCCGCCGGGAGUGCCGUCCCGGAGCGGCCACCCGGCUUCGUCAAAGUGAACGCCGGCCAAGGUUCCCGCCAAGUGCACGCCGUGCUCGAUUACGACGACGACGAGGGAGACUACUACGACGACGAUGAGGACAGCGGUUCCGACCGAGUUCCCGAUAAUCGGAAAAACCCUCGCAUGCCCACGGUAACGCCCAUCCAGGGGCCCAUAUUUCUCAAAAAUGGAACAGUUCCUGUCGUGCCAUUAUUCGCGUAUCCUCAAGUCAGCAACGGAACGUUCGUCCAGAUACCGAUCUGGUGGACGGCCUUGUCGGUAGCGCUUGGUCUCAACGUGCGAGGUGAUGUGAUCAAAGGUGUUCCUUGUGUUAAGAAGAACCAUCAGCUGUUCUGCCCGACGGCGGGCAAUACCUACCCAAUAGACAAAAUUGAAACGUUCAUCGACGAGAACAAGGCCCUGAUGAAGCGAAUGUACGGCGAUUUCGAGAUGACUUCGAGGUAUCCACCGCUGCAGCAGCCGGGCCAAACGGGGGGUCGGAAGCGGAAACGGCACCUGCAUGGCACGGAUGACCCCUUCACGAUACUGCCAGAGCUGAUGGAUCUGUACGGGGCGCCGGGGUCGGCGGACGAGCCGGACUUGUACGUCAACGGUGGGGAGUCGUACUUUGGGAAGCUGCGCAAGAAACGACAGAGCACGGGUCGCAAUGGAUCGAGUGGUUCUGGGAGCGGGUCCGGAAGCGGAGCUGGAAGUGGAAAUGGGAACGGAAGUAGCAGGACUAAUGGGCGGCAAUCGUCAACGGAUAGCAGCGGGGAGAGUACGGGAAGGGUUGAUGCCUGUGAGUCCAAGAUCGAAAUUGUUACGCCGUACUGGGCUUCCAAUUCAGCGGGGAAAGUCCGUGCCAUCGUGAAUACGCAACACUUCGAGCAGGCUAUUCAUCAGGAGGUGUGCUCGAAAACUCAAACGUCCCGCUGUUCCGGGGAUUGUGGUUGCGAGCAAAAGUACAAAUGGCACCGACUACUGGCGUACGAUCCGGACAACGACUGCAAGGGUAUCUUCAUGGACUGGUUCCUGUUUCCUUCGUGUUGCGUGUGCAGGUGUAAUCCUUAAGUUAAGCAAUAGAGCAGUUGAUCAGAACAUUAGAACACCACCCGUCCAUCGUUUGAUGGUUCGCGAAACAAAGUCUUGUCCUUUUAGUUUGUUAGUUUAUAAGUGCGCGUGUUGACCCCCAAUAUCGGAGUGAAUUCUAUGUGCUGUAUGCGUUUCUCUAGUGGUAGAUGUAAGGAUAAAACAAAUGCAAGCGUAAACGAAACUAUACGAAAGAGAUUCAAACCAUCGUUUAAAAGUAAAAUCUAUCAUUUUAAGUCAUUGCAGCGACGCUCGCUGAUAGUUUACCAUUUAAGGUUACCCGAUCUGGACCAAAAUACGGCCGAAGACGCCGAAAUUUGCUAGCUGAAGAUUCGUUACCUAUUUAGGAGAAAGAAUAGACGAUUUUUUAUGCUAAGUUAUGCUCUGUAAAUAAUGUAGAUUAAAUUAUUUCUACGACUA